AUGUGGGAGUUACUAUACCGCUGCUUCCCUAAUGUUGACAAGGUUGCCAAAAUGAAAGUUGAAAACAUCAAUGACCUCUCAAAUGGCAUCACAUUGUUGAGUAGCAUUCAUGAAGAAUUUGGGAAGUUCACAAUCGCCUUUAGGCCUACAGACCGCCAGAAUGUAUAUGAGCUGCAAAUGUUCAGACGAUGUCCGCCGUACCUGAGGGGGUCCCUCCCUCCAGACAAGAUUGUGGAGUUUAAGCAAGCCCCAGGUGCAGAACAUCUCAAACUGCCUUCUUCCGAUCUCCUUGAAUGCCAUUGGAGGCUAGCCGAGAUCCUAAAUGCCUCGGGUAUGGCGGAGAUUAUUGACGGUUAUCGUCGCGAGUGGGAGGAUAUCAAGACGGGCGCUGGCAGCUCCCUGAGGGAGGAUGGAAAAACGGAUGUUGGGAAAAUGCUAAGCGUCGCCUUUUGGCAGCAUGUGGCAGGAUGA
Molecule: messenger RNA, 471 nt
Organism: Aspergillus thermomutatus
Lineage: Eukaryota; Fungi; Ascomycota; Eurotiomycetes; Eurotiales; Aspergillaceae
Product: HNH endonuclease signature motif containing protein
Exons: 2
Coding region: 1-471 (156 amino acids)
Source: RefSeq, a predicted model, not a curated record